AAAAAAUAGCUCCCUGCAUGUAUCAGAGAAACUUUCAUGUAUGCCUGGGGAGAUGUGUACACAGCUUGUCUCACUAAUUGUGGAAAAGUCAAACCAGUUGAAAAUAGUGAACUGGAGUUUUGUACCUCUGCCUGGAUAAAUCUCAGAAAUGUAAUGUUGAGCUUUUAAAAAAGUUAGUUGCAACAGGAUAAUACCAGCCCAUCACUGUUUGUAUAAAGCUUGAAAACAUAUGUAUGAUUUGUGAAAAUAAAAAGCAUGUAUGGGAAGCGGAGUUUGGUAGCCCAUCCCUGUAGUCAGUCCCAGCUGCUUGGGAGGUGGAGGCAGGAGGAUCACUUGAGUCUAGCCUGGGCUACAUAGUGAGACUCCAUGUCUUAAGUAGAUAGGUAAGUAGGUAGGUAAAUAGAUAUGAUCGAUUAGAUAGACAGACAGAUAGAUAGAUACAUAGAUAGCAUGUAUAGGAAUUAUAUACACCAGUGGUUUUCAGACUUUAGCAUGCAUCCAAAUCACCUAAAGGAUUUAUUAAAACACAGAUUUUCAUUUCUGAUUUAGUAGGUUUGGAGUGUGGACCCAAGAAUUUGCAUUUCUCCCAGGUUCCUGGACGAUGAUGCCACAGGUCUGGCGACCACAGUUUGAGAAUCUCUGAUGUCCACCGACUUGAAGAUAGAGAUCACUUCUUGGGAGGGGGUAGAAUUGGAUGGGGAGGAGUCCAGAGGGGCUUCGACUCUAUUUUUAAUAUUUAAUUUCUUUAAAAAAAGAUCUGAAAAAAUGAUGCAAUGUAACUUGACAAAGCUGGAUGAAUGCUUAUGAUUUUUUUAAAUUUUUCUCUGUGUGUGAAACAGAAAAACGAUACUGUUUGCUGUGUAAUCGUGAGAAUGGGCUGCAAGAGAGGAAAAACUGGGUGUCUGCUUGGGAAUCUCUUGCGGAAACCCAGGUGAGAGGUGCUGCUGGCUCACGGAGGGGAGUGGAGGCAGGGUGUUUCCAGACCAGUCCCUGGGCGCCAACUAGAGUAUGGACUGACCAGGUACCUGGAUGGAGACCUGAGCUGGAGAAGGAGAUGCGCUUGGAAAUUGCAGAGGCCGUCAACAUGGAAAAGCAGCCCCAGAACAAGAGGAGAGGCCUCGCUCCCCGAGAGGUGCCACCAGCCGUUGGGCUGCUGCUGAUCAUGGCCCUGAUGAAUACUCUGCUCUACCUCUGCCUCGACCACUUCUUCAUUGCUCCUCGACAAUCCAUUGUGGACCCCAGACACUGUCCCUAUGGUCACUUCAGGAUAGGACAGAUGAAAAACUGCUCACCUUGGCUGUCCUGUGAGGAGCUGAGAACAGAAGUGAGACAGCUAAAGCGUGUCGGGGAAGGAGCCGUGAAGAGAGUCUUUCUGUCUGAGUGGAAGGAGCACAAAGUUGCUCUCUCACGGCUUACCAGCCUGGAGAUGAAAGAUGAUUUCCUCCAUGGACUGCAGAUGCUGAAAUCUCUACAAGGCGCACAUGUUGUCACGCUGCUUGGCUAUUGUGAGGAUGACAACACUAUUCUUACUGAAUAUCACCCUCUAGGUUCCUUGAGUAACCUGGAAGAAACACUAAACCUUUCAAAGUACCAAAAUGUGAACACGUGGCAGCACAGGCUGCAGCUGGCCAUGGACUAUGUCAGCAUCAUUAAUUACCUGCACCACAGCCCCAUGGGCACACGGGUCAUGUGUGACUCCAAUGACCUGCCCAAGACACUGUCUCAGUAUCUGCUGACAAGCAACUUCAGCAUUUUGGCAAAUGACUUGGAUGCCUUACCCCUGGUGAACCACAGCUCUGGGACACUGGUGAAGUGCGGCCACAGGGAGCUGCAUGGGGAUUUUGUGGCUCCAGAGCAACUGUGGCCCUACGGAGAGGACAUGCCUUUCCGUGAUAAUCUCAUGCCCUCAUAUGACGAGAAAAUUGACAUUUGGAAGAUCCCAGACAUCUCCAGUUUCCUUCUGGGGCACAUUGAAGGGAGUGAUAUGGUCCGAUUCCAUUUGUUUGAUAUUCACAAAGCAUGCAAGAGCCAGACUCCCUCAGAAAGACCCACUGCCCAGGACGUUCUGGAGACCUACCAGAAGGUCUUGGAUACACUUAGAGAUGCUGUGAUGUCUCAGGCAAGAGAGAUGCUGUGAAAACCAGUCCAGCCAAUGAAGGUCAUAUAUCUAAUAAGGAAUUGAUAUCCAGUGUACAUGUAGAACUCCUGUAAUUCAACACAAAAACCAAACAGUCCAAUUAAUAAAUGGAGAAGAGAUUCAAAUGAACAUUUUUCUAAAGAACAACUCAAGCUCAAGAUUUCCCAGAUAACUUUUCUCUCUUCAAAAUCUGCUUCUGUGUUUCCUUAUCUGUAGGUGGCACAGCAUGCAUCUGAUUUCCCAAGCCAGAAACCUCAGAGUCAUUCUUGACUCCAGGAAGAAAUACUGAGUUUUUAAAAACUCAACUUAUUGAUUCAUUAUUUUAUAUAAUAAAAUGCAACAGUUUUAAGUGUAUAUUUCAAUGAGUUUUGAUACAUUUAUGUACUUGUGUCACUAUCCCCAUAGAUAAAGAGACAAAGCAUUUCUAUCACACCGGCAAUUUCCUAUGUGUCCCAUCCCAAUCAAUCCUUUCUUCUCUGCUGGCUCCAAGCAAUGACUCUUUCCUAUCUUUUUGGAAAGAUUAGAAUUUCUUUUCUAGAUUUCCAGUAAUGGAAUCAUACAGUGUCUAAGUCUAUUUGUGGUGCUAUAACAAAAUACCUGAGACUGGGUAAUUUAUAUAAAUUACAGGAAUUUAUUUCUCACAGUUCUGGAUGCUGAAAAGUUUAUGAUCAAGGUACUAGCAGGUUUGGUGUCUGAGGGCCCAGUUUCUUCUUUGAAGAUGGUGCUUUGAACACUGUCCUCACAUGCUAGAAGGGGCAGAUAGGCAAAAAAAAAAAAAAAAAAAAAAAAAAGAGAGCAAAUGCUGUGUGCAGCCCCUCUCAUAAAGGGCUUAAGCUCAUUCACCAGGGAAGAGCUCUCAUGACUUAAUCACCUCCAAAGGCCCCAUCUCUUAAUACUAUUGCAUUGGAGAUUAAGUUUCAACAUAAAUUUUGGAGGGACACAAAUACUCAAACUGUAGAAUAUAGUAGUGUAGUGUAGUAUAUAUUUUUUGUGUCUGUCUGCUUUUGUUCAGUGUAUGUUCUUGAGGUUCAUCUAUGUUGUUGCAUGUAUCAGUAGGUUAUAUCUAUUGGUGCAUAGUUAUUCCAUUGUAUGUCUGUACCACACUCUUCAUUUAUCUGCUGAUGGAUGUUGCAUUGUUUCCAGUUUUGGGAUAUUAUGAAUAAAACUGCUGUUAACCUUAAAAUAUAA
Molecule: messenger RNA, 3325 nt
Organism: Macaca mulatta (Rhesus monkey)
Lineage: Eukaryota; Metazoa; Chordata; Mammalia; Primates; Cercopithecidae
Source: RefSeq, a predicted model, not a curated record